AUGUUCGGUCGUUUGUUAGGUCGUACCGCUUCCCCUCCAAGGGCUAUUGGAGCUCCUCUUUCUCGCACAACUACUACUACAUCAGGUGGAGAGGAUUCAACUACGUCUGCCGAGCGCGAUGCUAGGGAUAAGGAAAUCGUCGAGGCUGCUAUCGAGGAGGCUGUGAAGAAGGCCUUGAACUCGGAUGUUUUCUCAAAUGCUAUCGCUACCUCUUUGGUCUCGCAGAUUAAACCUGCCUUCGAAUCAUCCAUCAGUUCUAUCCCUACCGCCAUUCAAAAUGUUUCCCUCAAUGUUGAUGCUGUCGAUACAAAACUCGCUGCCACAGCUACCAAACUUUCUCAACAAAUCGAUGCUAGCAAUGCAGAGACUGCAAGCAAAUUAGCUGCCAUCGAAGAAGCUCUUGCUAAGAUUGUAUCUUCAUUGGAAGGAUUGAGUGAGAAGUCUUCUUCUCCUCAAGAUACAUCGGUUUUGGAAUCACACACUACAAAGUUGGAUGGAAUUGCUACAGAGGUUGCUGCUCUUAAGAGUACUACAAAUGAGGAAGCAUUCAAUGCCAUCACAUCCGACCUUGCUAUUAUCAAGAGUGAUGUUGCCGCCAUCAAGGAAUCUGACUCAAGUGCUACCUCCAAGGAUAUCCUCUCUGCUGUUAACUCUUCCAACGAAUCUCAUGCUUCCCACGCUGCUGUCUUGAACGAAAUCAAGUCUGCUGCCGAAGGACACGCUUCAACUCUUGGAGAGAUUAAAUCUACUCCUGCUUCUGCCCCAACUGAUAUUUCUGGUCUCGAGAACUCCAUCAAGGAUAUUGCUACUUCCAUUGAGGAAAUUAAGUCCGCACCUGCACCAUCUACUGUCGACAUCUCUGGUCUUGAAUCAUCUGUUAAGGAAAUUCUCUCCACUUUGGGUGAAGUCAAGGAAACUGUUUCUGCUCCAGCUGCCGCUGUUGAGAAGACUGACAUUUCUGGAUUGGAAGCUUCUGUCAAGGAAAUCUCUGCUACUGUCAAUGAAAUUAGAUCUACCCCAGCUCCAGCUCACGAAACCAUCGACCUCUCUCCAAUUGAUGCUCAACUCAAGGAAGUUGCUUCUAACGUUGCAUCUAUUAAGGAAUCUACCUCUACACCAGCUGCUACUCCUGAACCAACUGAUAUCUCUGGCUUGGAAUCUUCUGUCAAGGAAAUCAUCGCUACUCUCCAGGAUAUCAAGACUUCUACUGGUGCCGCUCCCAAGGAAGUUGAUUUCUCUCCAAUCACAUCUACCCUCGAAUCCCACAAGAGCACUCUUGAGGAGAUCAAGUCUUCCGCUUCUGGACCAGUCGACCUCUCUUCUCUCGAAUCAUCCGUUGCUGAAAUCAAGGCAGCUCUCGAAUCUCAUUCCGGUACUCUCAACGAAAUCAAAUCAGUUCCAGCACCAGAAAAGACUGAUCUCUCUACCAUUGAGAGCUCCGUUAACGAGAUCAAGACCAUUGUUGAGGAAAUUAAGGCCAAGGAAACUCCAGCUGCCGAGAAGGUUGAUUUGAGCAGUGUUGAAUCUUCAAUUGAAUCCAUCAAGGCGUCUGUUGAGGAAAUUAAGACUAAGGAAUAUCCAGCUGCCGAGAAGGUUGAUUUAAGCAACGUCGAAUCAUCUAUCGAGUCUGUCAAGGCAAUUGUUGAGGAAUUCAAGGCUAAGGAGACCCCAGUUGCCGAAAAGGUUGAUUUGAGCCAAAUCGAGUCGUCGAUCGAGUCUAUCAAGGCAUCUAUCGAGGAUAUUAAGAACAAAGAGACCCCGGCUGCCGAAAAGGUUGAUUUGAGCCAAAUCGAGUCAUCGAUUGAAUCCGUCAAGGCAUCUAUCGAGGAGAUCAAGACUAAGGAGACCCCAGUUGCCGAAAAGAUCGAUUUGAGCGCUAUUGAGGCAUCAAUUGCCUCUGUCAAGAGCACGGUCGAUGAGAUCAAGGCUAAGGAGACCCCAGUUGCCGAAAAGAUCGAUUUGAGCGCUAUUGAGGCAUCAAUUGCCUCUGUCAAGAGCACGGUCGAUGAGAUCAAGGCUAAAGAAUCACCAGUUCCAGAAUCAGUAGAUUUGAGCAAGAUUGAAUCUUCCAUUGAGUCCGUCAAGUCCAUUGUUGAAGAAAUCAAGGCCAAAGAGGCUCCAGCUCACGAAAAGAUUGACUUGAGUGUAAUUGAGGCAUCUAUUGCUUCAGUCAAGAGUACCGUUGAUGAGAUCAAGGCUACUCCAGCUCAAGAACAAAAGGCAGUCGAUCUUUCCAACAUUGAGUCCUCUAUUGCAGCUGUUAAGGCUACAGUGGAUGAGAUUAAGGCUACCCCAGCCCCAACCCAUGAAGCUACUGAUCUUUCUAACAUCGAAUCAUCUAUUGCUGCCGUCAAGUCAUCCGUCGAUGAAAUCAAGGCUGCCCCAGCACCAGAGAAGAUUGAUCUGAGCUCAAUUGAAUCAUCUAUUUCUGAAAUUAAGGCAGCUAUUGAAGAAGUCAAGGCAUCACCUGCACCAGAAAAGAUUGACCUUUCUAACAUUGAGUCUUCCAUCGCCUCCGUCAAGACUACCGUUGAUGAAAUUAAAUCUACCCCAGCUCCAUCCUUCAAGGAAACUGACAUUACUGGUCUUGAAUCUUCCGUCAAAGAAAUCAUCACAAGCAUCUCUGCUCAAGAUGGUGUCUUGACUGAAAUUAAGACUACAACUGAGAAAUUCGACACCAAGGAGGUUUUGACUAAGGUUGAGUUGAUUGCUCAAGAGGGUGUCUUCUUGAAUGAGAAGGGACUUGGUCAAAUCAAGGACAAUGUUAAGACUAUCGAGUUGAAGUCACCAGCUACACCAACAUCGCCAACAACCCCAACUUCCCCAACCUCUCCAGGAUCCCCAUCAUCUUCGACAUCCCCAUCAAAGUCUACCCUUAAGAAGAAGAAGAGAAAGGCGGCGGCUGCAGCGGCUGCUGCAGCAGCAGCAUCAGGAAAUGCUACUCCUGAGGCUAAGUCUGAAGCCGAGAACGAACAAACGGCUUAA
Molecule: messenger RNA, 2985 nt
Organism: Botrytis byssoidea
Lineage: Eukaryota; Fungi; Ascomycota; Leotiomycetes; Helotiales; Sclerotiniaceae
Exons: 1
Coding region: 1-2985 (994 amino acids)
Biological process (GO): double-strand break repair via homologous recombination
Cellular component (GO): Smc5-Smc6 complex; site of double-strand break; nucleus
Molecular function (GO): single-stranded DNA binding; damaged DNA binding
Source: RefSeq, a predicted model, not a curated record